Messenger RNA from Trichogramma pretiosum, 779 nucleotides. RefSeq names its product zinc finger protein 70-like. The coding region runs from base 39 to 779 and encodes 246 amino acids. The transcript is spliced from 3 exons. Gene Ontology annotation, biological process: regulation of transcription by RNA polymerase II. Lineage: Eukaryota; Metazoa; Arthropoda; Insecta; Hymenoptera; Trichogrammatidae. Gene Ontology annotation, molecular function: DNA-binding transcription factor activity; RNA polymerase II cis-regulatory region sequence-specific DNA binding. The record is from RefSeq and is a predicted model, not a curated record.
AUGACAUUCGACUGCAUUUCAAUCCGAGGUAUCAAUCAAUGGUUAAAGUGACAAUGGAAACCGAGUGCGAUCCGCUAUGCAUUAAAGACGAGAAUCAAUUGGCAGACUCGUGGGUCGAUUCGGACGAGCCGCACAACCAAUUGACCUCGGAAUUCGAGUGCGAAGACGUGAAAAUCGGAUUAGCCGGUGAUUCGCAGCCACUACCCCUACAACGAUCGUCGAGCGAGUUUCACUUCGAGACGGUGUUCGUCGAGUGCGUACCCGAAGACGAUCUCUUGGAGGAGGCCAGCAGCACCGACCCCAUCUGCACGGGCUCGGCUGCAAAAAAGUCCAAGCACACGUGUCAGGCGUGCCUCAAAACAUUCAAAUCGAGCCACAGCCUGGCCAGUCACGUGGACGCCGUCCACCUCGGCGUCAAGGCCUACGAGUGCGACCUGUGCCACAAGUCGUUCGGCUGGCGGGGCGACGUCAAGAAGCACAUCGACGCCAUACACCGGGGCCUCAGGCCCCACCAAUGUCCCCAGUGCCCGCGCAGCUUCGCCCAGAGCCAGACGCUCAAGCUGCACCACGACUCGGUGCAUCGCCGACUCAGGCCCUACCGCUGCGACCAGUGCGACCUCACUUUCGGCCAGAAGAAGACCCUCGUGGCGCAUCGGGACUCGCGUCACCGUGGCCUCCGGCCGUACGCGUGCGCCGAGUGUCCCAGGUCGUUCACCCGCAAGGACCUUCUGAGGACGCACGCGAGAACGAAGCACGAGAAAAAUUCCGAGAAAGAGUGA